Parasteatoda tepidariorum (common house spider) is the source of this 1583-nucleotide messenger RNA. Its product is annotated as prostatic acid phosphatase. Gene Ontology annotation, molecular function: phosphatase activity. The record is from RefSeq and is a predicted model, not a curated record. NCBI's taxonomy places the organism in Eukaryota, Metazoa, Arthropoda, Arachnida, Araneae, Theridiidae. Gene Ontology annotation, biological process: dephosphorylation.
AUUUUAAAGACUCUAAAUAUUAUAUAUACAGAAUUAUUAUACAUACAUUAUAUAUAUAUAUACAGAUUUUCAUCGAAACCGUAUACAGAAGUGUUUAUCAAAACUUGGAUUAAAGAAUAUAAACCUAUUUAUUCCUGAAGCAUUAAGUUUUUUUUUUUGAGUUAUCCCAAAAGUAAUGACUGCAUGCGUCUGAACAAACAUAACGAACUAAGGCGAAAUAUAUAACGUGUGUAAUCUUCGAAUUGAUGAUGAGACGGAUAAAGAGAAAAUUGUUCUUCCUUUUUAUGCUUUUAAUUUUUCUUAUUAGUAUAAGAAAUGUCCUCGAUAGUAUCUUUGCAGAUGCGCCAUAUUUAUUUAAGCCAUUUAAUUUGGAGUCAUUCAUGUUGUUUACGAACGAGAAAAAAAGAGAGCUUGUUCUUUUACAGAUGAUUGUUAGGCAUGGUCAUCGAGCACCUUAUACUUCAUGGCCUACAAAUAUUUAUAACGCCCAUGGUUUUUGGAAAGAAGGAUAUCAAAGUUUAACCCAGUUAGGAAGGCUUCAAAACUAUGUUAUGGGAAAACACUUGCAAAAUAUUUAUAAGAAUUUUAUAACGACUAAUCCAAAGGAAGUAAAUGUGCUAGCUACGGAAGCUGCAAGAGCUUUGUAUGGAGCGUAUGCAUUCAUGGCAGGUUUGUAUGCCCCAAAAAAAGAGAAUCAAUUCUCUGAUGAUAUUCAAUGGCAGCCUAUCAUCCCAAAUACUGCAGGCUAUGAGAACAUCUUUGGAAGAAAUGGUAAAUGCAAAAGAGCAAACGAUGAGCUUGAUGUAUUCCACAAUUCAAAACUGUACAACGAGACUUUGCAGAGGCAUAAAUUUCUUUACAGGUUUUUAGCUUUUCAUACACGAGUAGUAGUUCAAGACCCUUUUCAUGCAUCUGAAAUUGCAAGGACAUUGAAUACACAGGAAUAUUUCAAUUUAUCAUCGCCUAAAUGGUCAGAGCCAUGUCGAGAUGAGUUAAAAUAUCAAAUUCUUCUCAACUACUACUUCCUGUAUUCAACAAAAAUUCUGCUUAGAUAUCGAGUAGGUAAUUUGCUAAAUCACAUGAUUAGCAACAUGAUAUUAAAAAUGAAAGACGAUAUGGAGGACAAACGUGUUAUUGUCUAUGCUGGACAUGGGAGCACAAUAACCCAGGUGUUAUUCACCUUGAAUAAAUUUAGUUUCGUUGAAACACCAAUGGGGUCUGUUCUAGUUCUCGAAUUGUGGAAAGAAGAUGAUGCAUAUUCACUGCGAUUUCUUCACUUCAAUUCUUCAAGCCCAGAAAUUCGAAUCGAUCCACCAGUAUCAUUGUAUUUUGAAGAAUGCGGAGGAAGCUUCUGUUCUGUUGAAAGCUUUUUGAACAGAACAGCAGAGUUUAGGCCUGUUGAUUUCUUGGCGGAAUGUGAUUACAAAAUGAACAUAUCUUUACGUCCACUUGAGACUGUUUGUGAUUUACCCCCCUUUGUCUCUUCAUCAGAAAUGUUAAAAACCUCUCAUCUGCUGCUGGAAAUCAUGAAUUUAUUUAUAGUCAUUAGCUAUAUUCAUUCAAUAAUAAAAUUGUAAAAAACA